Cuscuta campestris is the source of this 3560-nucleotide messenger RNA. The record is from the annotation of a GenBank genome assembly. Lineage: Eukaryota; Viridiplantae; Streptophyta; Magnoliopsida; Solanales; Convolvulaceae.
ACGGGACCCCAUGUCCCCAAAUUCCUGGAUCCGCCUCUGUUUACAAAAAAACAUUUUCUAUGUUAAUGCCAACAUGACCAUUGACCAAUGGGUCGUAUGUCCUUGACUUGGACAGGACCGUCUAUAACAUAUCCGCCAAGAGCAACAAACCUAACAAUUUGAACCAAACAUACCUAUGGCAUUGUAGGUUAGGCCAUAUAAAUGAGAAACACAUAUCCAAGCUACAUCGGUCAGGAAUGCUGGAGUCAUUUGACCUUGAUUCACAUGACACAUAUGGAUCUUGUUUAUUGGGUAAGAUGACCAAAGCACUUUUCACCGGAUGCUGAGAGAGAGAGCCGGUGACCUUCUCGCACUCAUUAAUAGGGAUGUGUGCAGGCCUCUCAAUAUUACCGUUGGAGGCAGCUAUUCAUACAUCAUCACAUUUACUAAUGAGCUCAGUAGAUAUGACUAUGUGUAUCUCAUGUUCAAGUAAUUCAAAAAUGAAGUUUAGAAACAAUUUGGCAAAAGUAUUGAGACACUCUGAUCUGAUCGAGGUGGAGAAUACUUGAGUAAUGAGUUCCGUGACUAUCUGAUAGAUUAUGGCAUAUUAUCCCAGCUCAUGCCUUGUGCGACUCCACAAUGGAAUGGCAUCUCUGAAAAGAGGAAUCAGAUCUUGUUAGACAUGCCUUUAUGACAAAGUGAAUCCAUGGGGCUAUAACUUCUUAAAAGAAGAACUUAGAAUUAACACAUGACUUGAGCUUUAUGUGAAGUGCAAACAAGCACAAUGAGAAGGCAAUAACUUUUGGAGAAUCCAACAAAACCAUAAACAUAUUACUCCCCAAUUAAUAUGCCGCAAGAUGUUAAAUGUUACUGUGUGCACUCCUUGUUUGAAAAAGAAUCUUUCUUUCAUUUUUUUUCUCUUUUCACUUUUUAUUUUUUUAAAAACUAUUUUUAAUUUAAUUUAUUUGUAUGAAGUUAACAAAUAAAAUAAAUCAAGUGCAUACCAAAACAGAUUGGGAAAACAAAAUCCAAGAAAAAGCUCUCCACUUUGGAUGCUCAAUAGGAGGGUUUGGGUUCUCGGAAUUUUUAACUAUUUUAGAGUAGAAAGUGAGAUGACUCCAUAACCAUAUCUUUUUUCGUGGAGGAAUCAUACUUUCCUUGAAGAAAGUAGAAGCGUUCACUUUGGGUCGGAAAUUAGGGUUUAAAAUUCACAAAAAAAUUCGGUAAAAACUCCAAAAUCAUGUUAGAGUUUACCUUGAUUUGAACAAAUUAUUGAUAAACAAAGAGAAAAAGAAGUUAAAUAAUAGAGAAUACCUUACCUUGAAGAUGGAGUGAAGGAUUGAGGGAGAUGAAGCUGUAGAAGAUGAAGAACAGGAAGAACCAGAGUUCCUGCCCGGAAGAAGAGAAUAGGAGUCGGGGGAUUUAUACGGAAUAUCCAUCUAAAUCCACAUUUUUAAAAUCAUUGAAAAUCUAUAUUUUUUAAAGUUUGAAUUGAAUACACUCAGAUUUUAAAUGACACUUUUUAUAAAAUGAUUUAAAUGACUUUUUAAAUUCUAGAUUUUUGAAAUAGUUCUUUAAUUUUUCUUUUAACUAAUCUUGAUUUUUGUGCAUCACCGUCUCGUCUCGCGUGUAAGUUUCCAUCUUCAUCUUCUCGUAUAUCAAAUCUCACGUCCCUGGCUCUCAGUCUCCGCUCUCCAUCGUCGUUCUCAAGGGCUUUCCUGGAAACCGGCCCUCAAUCUUCAACCGCGCUUUCAGUUUCCACUCUCUUUUCAGGUUCAGGUUGAGAAAGCUGUGGUUGAAGUAAUACUCAGAGUUUAAGAGAUGAAGAGCAUGGGGUAUAGAGACGAGGACGGAGAGCCGUUAGUGGAUUUUGAUGACGAUGUCCAGUCUGAUCAGGAGACCCAGGAAAACAACCUUUCUGACAAUCUUGAGGAUGAUGGAUGGGACCAGAGGGAGAGUGAACAAUCACAAACUCUGGUUUAUGACAAUGAUUACAAAUCAAAGUCCCGAAAGCGGUUGAUUAAAAAGUCUGAUGGGAAAGAGAUUGUUCCAGAUCAUGGGCUUGCGGAUGAAGACGUUUAUGGCGGUGCUUAUGAUGAUAGCAACCCAGAGAUGGUAAGGGAUGAUUCUGAUGGACCCGAAUCAUCCUACUCUGGCAUGGGGAAGAGGAAGCACAUUGAUGAUAAUGGUGGGGGGAAAAGGAAAGAAAAGAAUCUGGUGGAGAAAAGGGAAAAAGGUGGUAAAAAGUUUAAAUCAAAGAGUGGAGGGAUCCCAAGUGCACACAAGAGGGGAAAAGAGGGUGAUCAAGAGCUCAAGGAGCUGUGGGACACUGUUGCUGGUGGUGAUUCUGAGGAUGACCGAGAUGGUGCCAAGACAAUGGAUGAUGACAACUUCAUAGAUGAUAGUGGUGUGGAUCCUGCUGAUAGGUAUGGAAGUGAUCAUGAACCCCAAUCUCCUGGAAGUUAUCCACAGGCAGAAGAAGGUGAAGAGGAUGAUGAAAUAAAGCAACUAUUCAAGAUGGGAAAGAAAAAGAAGAAAAAUGAAAAGAGUGCUCAUGAAAUUUCAUUAUUAGUUGAAAAUGUAAUGGCUGAACUAGAAGUUGUUGCAGAAGAAGAUGCUGAGUUGAACAGACAUUCUAAACCUGCUAUCAUUAAACUUAAAAAGCUGCCUCUUCUUACUGAUGCCCUGUCAAAGAAACAACUUCAACAAGAAUUUUUAGACCAUGGAGUGUUGACGCUCUUAAGGACUUGGCUUGAGCCCCUUCCAGAUGGAAGCCUGCCCAACAUAAAUAUUCGUGCAGCAAUCUUAAAAAUCUUAACCGAUUAUCCAAUUGAUUUAGAACAGUAUGAUAGAAGGGAGCAGCUGAAACAGAGUGGUCUUGGAAAGGUAAUCAUGUUUCUUUCGAAGUCGGAUGAAGAGACCACGGCUAAUCGGAAACUUGCAAAGGACUUGGUUGAUAAAUGGAGUCGACCCAUUUUCAACAAGAGUACGAGGUUUGAGGACAUGAAGAACUUUCAAGAAGAGAGGGCAGCUUAUAGGAGGCCACCUGUGAAAAAGCCAAUUAACAAAGCUUCUGGAAUGCAAUCUAGGGAUGAUGACCUUGACUUGGCUGAGUUCUCACAGGGGGUGAAGUCUGGUCAGUCAUCCAAAUCCAGGCAACUUACUUCACGGCCUGAAGCUAUGCUGAUGGAUUUUGUUGUUCGGCCUCAAUCAAAGGUUGAUCCAGAGGAAGUUAGGGCCAGGGCAAAACAAAUAGUGCAUGACCAGCGUCGCCUCAAGAUGAAUAAAAAAUUACAACAACUAAAAGCACCUAAAAAGAAGUCUCUCCAAGCUUCAAAAGUCAGCGUGGAGGGCCGCGGAAUGGUCAAGUAUUUGUAAUGUUUCACACACGGGCGAGAAAAAUGUUUAGCCAACAAACAACAAAUGCAAACUCGAUGAUCUUUUAAUUUUUUUUCAGGUACAGUGUGCUAUCAUCUCUCCAUGUGAUGAUGUAUUAUACUGCUAUUAUAGGGUUAAGUUUUAAAUAUUCCCGCAUGUGUAUUUAACUGAUAUGAUGGGUGGAAUAAUGUUUUUUAUACUCC